AUGGUAAUAUCUAGGCGAGAAAAUCACGAGGAAAAUUUAGAAGUUGAGAAUUAUAAAUUUGAAAGAGUGCAAAAUUUUAUAUACCUGGGUGUUACAAUAAAUAGCAAAAAUAAUAAUCAUGAUGAAAUUAAAAUAAGACUAACUGCAGCAAAUAAAUGCUAUUAUGGGAUAACGAGUAUUCUGUGUGAAACAUGGCCAACGACUAAAGGAGACGAAGACAAAUUAGCAAUACUCGAAAGAAGAAUAUUUGGGCCAAAAUUAAAUAACAUGACACGACAAUAUGAGAAAAGAAAUAAUAUAGAAAUACAACAAUUAUAUAAAGAGCCAGACAUAGUAGCAGUAUUAAAAAAUAGGAGAAUGGUAUGGGCCGGUCAUGUAUGGAGGUCAAAUGGUCUUAUGAAAGAGGUUUUAAAAUGGAAACCCCAGGGAAAAAGACCACUUGUCAGGUCGAAACAUAGGUGGAUUGACAAGGUGAAGAAUUUAGCAGAUAUUGGAAUACGAGAUGGAGAAACAAUCAAUAGCACAGGACAGAGACAGAUGGAAGCAAGUUUGUGUUGCGGUAAUGGGCCUCAAUGGCCUUUAAAUACCAAUGAAGAAGAAGAAAAAUAA
Molecule: messenger RNA, 609 nt
Organism: Cinara cedri
Lineage: Eukaryota; Metazoa; Arthropoda; Insecta; Hemiptera; Aphididae
Source: the annotation of a GenBank genome assembly